ACACACAUCCAGCUGCCGAGGGAAAAUCCUGCAGACGGAAACCUGCGAUUGCAAGAGAGGAGAGAAGAAGAAAGGACUCGACGUAAGACUGAUCAGAAGCAGCUAUGCGGCCUCGGUCCAGACUUCUGUCCAAGAGACGCCUGGUGCUGCCCACCAUCAGAGAAGGCACCGAGGAGACGGUGAGGGACCGGAACGAGGCCAACACGCUUCACAUCACAUCUGUCUCCUCUGAGGACUACCUGCUGUCCAUCUGCCACCUGGCCCACCCCACCUUCCCCAGCAGGGACGUGUCCCCUCACCACAAGUCCCACACCAGGCAGCUGGAGGACGGUCCCCAGAGGCUGAGGCUGAGGCACAGCGGGAAGCCAUCCUCCAGAUAUGAGUCGAACCCCGCAGAGGAGGAGGAGGCACCAGCCAUCGAGGUCGAGCAGAGGGAGGAGAACGAGUUGAUGUUUGGUAACUCCGACCCUCUGGAGUUUCUUUACGGACACCAGAGCCACCUGGCAGGCGGUGUGAGGAGGGUGAGGGGGGGCCAGGCCCGCUCCAGGGCGCACAGCAUCCCGCGGGCCUCGAGCCCGGCCCCCCCACGCCAACGCAAGGGCAGCUGCCCCGAGUUACACACCAGCACUGACACAUCAGCUCCGGACAUCUCCACCAAACACAGCCCGUCCAGGUCGGAGGGCCAGAGGGGGGCCGCGGCCCAGAGAGGGACCCCGGCCCAGAGAGGGGUCGAGAGUCAGAGACCCCCAGUCAAACAGUCCCUGAUCUCCCAGUGGAUCUCCGACUGCAGGUACGCUUGGCGAGAGGCGCGCGUGCGGGUCUGCAUGCUCCCUGCCAUUGCUGAGAUGUAGUGACGUCACGAAGACAUUCCUCAGUAAAGUGUCCAUGUCCCUCUGUCUGUCUGUGCACAGGACAUUUGGAAUCGGGAGACAUGUAGACUUGUGUUAUGCAGAUAAAGGGAAAGAAGUAAAUACACAUUUUAAAACAUACAGGCAAGUGAUGUUUGUCGGGAUUGUCCGACUGUGAUGUCACAUCGAUGUCACCCUUUGCUUUCCCAGCCCUCUCACUCUCGAUGUAUGCUGCUGGUGAUCAUACAAA
Messenger RNA from Limanda limanda (common dab), 1098 nucleotides. RefSeq lists its product as uncharacterized. Bases 105 to 851 code for a protein of 248 amino acids. NCBI's taxonomy places the organism in Eukaryota, Metazoa, Chordata, Actinopteri, Pleuronectiformes, Pleuronectidae. The record is from RefSeq and is a predicted model, not a curated record. Gene Ontology annotation, biological process: regulation of autophagy. Gene Ontology annotation, cellular component: mitochondrion. The transcript has 2 exons.